Egretta garzetta (little egret) is the source of this 1597-nucleotide messenger RNA. It is a transcript of the gene ALDH8A1, whose product is annotated as aldehyde dehydrogenase 8 family member A1. Lineage: Eukaryota; Metazoa; Chordata; Aves; Pelecaniformes; Ardeidae. Bases 1 to 1464 code for a protein of 487 amino acids. Gene Ontology annotation, biological process: retinoic acid metabolic process. Gene Ontology annotation, molecular function: retinal dehydrogenase (NAD+) activity. The transcript has 7 exons. The record is from RefSeq and is a predicted model, not a curated record.
AUGGCUCAGUCAGAGGCCCUCUUAGUGCUGGAAAACUUUAUAGGUGGCAAAUUUGUUCCUUGUUCCUCCUACAUAGACUCCUAUAAUCCAUCCACUGGAGGUGUCUAUUGCAGGGUGCCAGACAGUGGCAAAGAGGAGGUGGAAGCUGCUGUCAAAGCUGCCAAAGAUGCCUUCCCAGUUUGGUCCUCAAAAAGUCCAUUGGAAAGAUCUCAGAUCCUGAACAAAUUGGCAGACCUGAUUGAACAUGACCUGGAAGCAUUUGCACAAGCAGAGUCAAAGGAUCAAGGGAAAACUAUUACGUUUGCUAGAACAGUGGACAUCCCUCGGGCCGUGUACAACUUCCGAUUCUUUGCCUCUUCCAUCCUUCAUCACACAACAGAAUGCACCGAGAUGGCAAACAUGGGCUGCGUGCAUUACACCUCGAGGGCGCCUGUGGGAGUUGCUGGUUUAAUCAGUCCCUGGAAUUUGCCACUCUAUUUGUUGACCUGGAAAAUUGCUCCUGCCAUUGCAUGCGGAAAUACUGUGGUUGCCAAGCCAAGUGAGAUGACGUCUGUCACGGCUUGGAUGAUGUGCAGACUCUUGGAGAAAGCAGGAGUACCCCACGGCGUGGUGAACGUGGUGUUUGGGACAGGCGCCAAGGCGGGAGAAGCCCUCGUCUGCCACCCCGACGUGCCUCUGAUCUCCUUCACGGGAAGCACGCUGACGGCCCAGCGGAUCACGGAGAAAAGCGCUCCGCAUUGCAAACGGCUCUCACUGGAACUGGGAGGCAAAAACCCCGCGAUCAUCUUCGAUGAUGCCGACUUGACCCCAUGCAUCCUCACGACCCUGAGGUCCAGCUUUGCCAACCAGGGUGAGAUCUGCCUCUGCACCUCCAGGAUCUUUGUUCAGAAGGGCAUAUACAGCGAGUUUUUGAGGAGGUUUGUGGCAGAGGCUAAGAAGUGGAAGGUUGGGAACCCCUCAGAUCCUGCAGUCGACAUGGGAGCACUAAUAAGUAAAGAGCAUCUAGAAAAGGUAAGGAGCUAUGUGAAGAAAGCCCAAGCUGAAGGAGCCAGAGUCCUCUGCGGAGAGGGAGUGGAUUCCUUGGCUCUCCCAGCUGUCAACCAGAAAGGCUAUUUCAUGUUGCCCACAGUUAUUGCUGAAGUCAAGGAUGACUCUUGUUGCAUGCAAGAAGAGAUCUUUGGUCCUGUGACGUGUGUGGUAGCAUUUGAUACAGAAGAAGAAGUGAUUGAAAGAGCCAACAGUGUGAAAUAUGGCUUGGCAGCCACUGUGUGGUCCAGCAACGUGGGUCGUGUUCAUCGGGUGGCACAAAGACUACAGUCUGGGUUGGUGUGGACCAACUGCUGGCUUGUUAGAGACCUGAACUUGCCAUUUGGUGGGAUGAAAGCCUCAGGCGUAGGAAGGGAGGGAGCAAAGGAUUCCUACGAGUUCUUCACUGAGGUCAAAACCAUCACAAUAAAGCACUGACAUAUGUCAGCAGAAGUAUUUUAUGGUAAAGUAAAUGACAGUAAUUUGUGUUACCAUAAAUGGCUUUCUGGAACACAGGCUGCUAUUGUGGCCAUCUCUUUCUUGAGCUUUGGUCAAGUAAUAUCAAUGACAG